This is a messenger RNA of Sorex araneus (European shrew), 1038 nucleotides long. RefSeq names its product testis expressed 36 (gene TEX36). NCBI's taxonomy places the organism in Eukaryota, Metazoa, Chordata, Mammalia, Eulipotyphla, Soricidae. Bases 404 to 916 code for a protein of 170 amino acids. The record is from RefSeq and is a predicted model, not a curated record. The transcript is spliced from 4 exons.
UCUGGGGGUUGUGACGUUGGUGCCAGCGAGGUGGGUGACGCCACCCUCCAGCCCGGAGCAGACCCUUCUGAAGCCCACGGGUUGGCUGGGGGCCCCACGGGGACACUGGCCAUCGGUGAGCUGAGGGUUUGGGGGGCAUAAACGUUGGCCGCUAUGGUAAUGGCCGUCCUGUCCUCAUUCCCCCAGAGUUUCUGGGGUGCGCUCUGCCUCCGUGGGGCUCAGAACCUGCUGGAGGGUGAGAGGCCCCGCCCCCCCUUGGCCAUUGUGAUGGGGAGUCUGUUGCUAUGGUGACCAGAGGCCUCCCGGGGGUGCCUCCCACAGACGCUGAGACUGUGAGGUGGAGGAGACCAGGAGGGACCUUUCCAGGGGUGCAGAGUGUGGACCCCCCUCCGGCUCUCAGAAAAUGACCAAGGGAAGACGUUUCAAACCACCGGUGGACAAGGACGGGAACUGGUUCCUUCCCGAUGGGCCCCCACCGGCGACCCCCGAAUCUGUCACCAGGGCCAUGCUCAAGGAGGGCUCCUCGCCCUUCUGGUAUCAGCAAGUGGACUGCAAGCUGCCGUCCAUCUACAAAGCCCGGGAAAAGCGAGCCGUGAACAACAACUUCCCCUUCUCUGACCAUGACAAUCGGCAUCAGUUCCAGGACUACGGACACUACCUGGACUUGGGCCUGGGACGUAAGAAGAUCUCCCCAGAAAAAACGCAACAGGUAUCGAAGAAUUUCAACCUCUGGGCUAGUGACUAUGUCCCGUCCCACCUGGACAGCUUCUCCAACAACCAGAUAUCGUACGGCUACAAGGAGACCCCAGUGGUCCUGACACACCGGCGCUUCCCAAGAGGUUACAGUGAGAAAUGGAGCGUCUAUAAGAGCAUUCUAGAGCAAAGGGAGAACUUUUUACAAGGACCCCGAAAGUAAAGUUUGCUCUUGACAAAAAGCUCAUUUCUCUUAUGAGAUCCAGAAGCUUCAUGUUAGACUUUGGAGAUGCAAAAAUAAGAAUUGUAUGUGAAGAUCAGGACAUGUUAAGGUGGUGUGUUUGA